CAGAAUGUUUGCUCGGUACACUGAAAACAGAGCAAAAGCUCCCUGAUCACACCGAUACUCUUAUGCCCAUCAUCACAUAUGUUCUAAUUGUAAAUAGACGUGUUCUAAUUCUAAAUCUAAUUGUCCUAUCGAGCUGGUUUCAACAUGCACAGAGAACAGGCCAAAUUCGGCGUGAAAUUAAAAUAGGUGUAUAUAAGGCUUAUAACAUUUAUCCAGUAGCACAGACCCCUUACUGUCUCUAUGGCACAGAAGUCUGUCAAAUCGUGUCAAAUAGAGAGUAAUAAUGACUGAACGACAGGUGCUUGUUGAUGUAGUGACAAACGCAGGCCUCCCUGCCGAAAGUUGGCACUGUUUCAUUUUUAACGUUGGAAAACAGUGGACGUGAAAUUAGAAUACCAGAGGAAGACUCGCUUCCUCUGCAUGUUGUUUAUCAUCAUUCCCCUAAUUUCAAGUUAAGUAAAAUGCCACUUAAAAUCAAAACACGAUUUCAGACUAUUUUCUCAGUGUGUUUAUAACUGCGCUGAAAGUGUUACAGCAAGCUCAUAGUUAACCCUUUCCGUGGUUAAUCUCUGCGCCAUUGCUCUGCGAGCUCGUGGUAUGUUUACGGAGAAGGCGCGCGCGAAAACCUUGGAACCCAAGAGCCCGAGGAAGGAAGGGGGUUCAGAACAUUAAUUUUCCGCACUUAGAAAUGGAAGAACAGAAGGAGAACAUCCACCAUCAACCUGAAAAUAAGAAUCCAGCUGAAUCUGGCGUCCGUGACAUCUCCCUUAUGAAAACUGGUUGCCCUCCGGGUGGCAGUACGGUGGAUCCGGUGCCAGCUAUAUCACCUUCGCACGGGGAGUUCAGCGACCCCGUGUACAAAGAGAUCGCUCUGGCCAACGGGCACAUCAACCGCAUGAGCCGGGACGAGCUCCGUGCCAAGCUGUACGAGCUGAAGCUGGACACGAGAGGUGUGAAAGACGUUCUGAAGAAACGUUUGAAGAGCUACUACAAGAAGCAAAAAUUGACGCUCUCGACAGCAGAGGCAGAGAAGACCGGCACGUUCUACGACUUCAUCUGUGUGGUCGACUUUGAGGCCACUUGUGAAGAGAGCAACCCUCUGGACUUCGAGCACGAGAUCAUCGAGUUCCCCAUCGUCCUCAUCGACACACACACACUGGAGAUUGUCGACACCUUUCAGGAGUAUGUGAGGCCAGAGGUCAACCCCAAGCUGUCGGAUUUCUGCGUUCAGUUAACCGGGAUCACACAGAAAAUGGUGGAUGACGCAGACACCUUUCCCUCGGUGCUCCGGCGAGUGGUCAGUUGGCUGCAGGACAAAGAGCUCGGCACCAAAUACAGAUACACACUACUGACAGAUGGGUCUUGGGACAUGAGCAAGUUCCUCAACAUUCAGUGCAGAAUUAGUGGACUCCGAUAUCCACCCUUUGCCAGGAAGUGGAUCAAUAUCAGAAAAUCCUAUGGGAACUUUUACAAGGUUCCUCGUACCAAUACCAAGCUGAGCAGCAUGCUGGAGAAGCUAGGGUUGCAGUACGAGGGGCGGCCCCACUGUGGUCUGGACGACGCGCGCAACAUUGCACGCAUCGCCCUGCGCAUGCUGCAGGAUGGCUGCCAGCUGCGUGUCAACGAGCACUUGCACGAAGGCCAGCUCCAGGGUGUGCCCAGCUCUGCUCCGCCUGAGGGUGCGCCACCCCCACACAACCCCAAGGGCCGACACUAGACCCGCCAGGACAGGACAGGGCCUCGGAGAGAUCCUCACUCAGAGAUCACGGAGUCACUGCCAUUACAGGGUUCUCAUUGUGAUGUCAUAGAAUUAGAAUCCAUUACGAUUUGUCAGCACAUCAAUUGUGACAUCACAGUCACUUCUCUAGUGCACAGAUUGUGAGCUCACAAAAAUGGAAUCCAUUAUUUUCCCUAUUGUACUGAUUGUGACAUCAAAGAAAUAAAAUCCCACUACUGAGAAAAUGAAGUAGGAGAAUAAAAUACUUGCAUCUGAGAUGCAGAUGAGGGCUCAGGAUAAUUCACCUGCCCCUCACAGCAUGGACUCAAUCAGGAACAGCUGCUCUCUGCUCUUCCUCUCUAGCACAUGUAUCAAAAUAUCUGUCCCAAUAGAGCUUUCUAUUCCAUCCUUUUCAUCAUCCCUUUCAUGCGGUGCCUUGAAAAAACAUGAGGACUGACAUUCGUGAUGAGUUUCCAGGCAUUCCAAGGGGGCUGCAAUCUUUUGAACUGUGGUCCUACAGUUGUGUACACUUGUGUAUCACAUUUUGUGCUCGUCUGGGCCUGAGCGGUGACCGCUCAGAUUCAUGUCUUCUGUCGUCUUUCUUUGCCAUGACACUCUUAUGUCGAUGGAAAAGAUAAAUAUUGCGAUUCAUAUAAUGUUUUGCACAGAUAAGAUGGAUUACACAAAUGCUUUUCUUUUGAUCUGUCUUGCCUCUUCAAUAAAUACAUUGCCCGUUAA
Alosa sapidissima (American shad) is the source of this 2455-nucleotide messenger RNA. RefSeq names its product exoribonuclease 1 (gene eri1). Gene Ontology annotation, molecular function: 3'-5'-RNA exonuclease activity; nucleic acid binding. The transcript has 7 exons. Gene Ontology annotation, cellular component: nucleolus; cytoplasm. Gene Ontology annotation, biological process: exonucleolytic trimming to generate mature 3'-end of 5.8S rRNA from tricistronic rRNA transcript (SSU-rRNA, 5.8S rRNA, LSU-rRNA). Bases 689 to 1717 code for a protein of 342 amino acids. The record is from RefSeq and is a predicted model, not a curated record. Lineage: Eukaryota; Metazoa; Chordata; Actinopteri; Clupeiformes; Clupeidae.